AUUUGUCAUUAUUUGCUGCAUGGGCAUAACCUAAGACUUCAACUUGCAAGAAAGCUCUUAUAUAUAAUAACAUCAUGUAACUUGCCAUUCUCACAUUAUCGAUUCAAACCAAAUUCACUCCACCAAGAUGCUUCUUCACACUGUUUUCCUCUUUUUUCUUCUCUUAUCCACUUCCCAUGCUGCUGUCCAAGACUUCUGUGUAGCAGAUCUCAAGGGUGCAGAAGGCCCUGCAGGCUUUCCUUGCAAGGCACCUAUCAAUGUAACUUCGGAUGACUUUGUGUUUGACUUAUCUGAAUCUGGAAACAUCUCAAACAUAAUCAAUGCUGCUGUAACACCAGCAUUUGUUGCUCAAUUCCCAGGUGUUAAUGGUCUUGACCUCUCAGCAGCAAGGUUAGACCUUGGUCUUGAUGGUGUCAUCCCACUGCAUACACAUCCUGGUGCCAGUGAACUACUUCUAGUGACUCAAGGCCAUAUCACUGCUGGGUUUAUAUCAUCAGCUAACACAGUUUAUCAGAAGACACUGAAGAAGGGAGAUAUUAUGGUAUUCCCACAAGGCUUGUUGCAUUUCCAAAUAGCUGCUGGUAAGAGAAAGGCCCUUGCUUUUGCUAUUUUCAGUAGUGCAAACCCUGGCCUUCAAAUCCUUGAUUUUGCACUGUUUGCCAGCAACUUCUCUACUCCUUUAGUGACUAAGACAACUUUCCUUGAUCCUGCUAUAGUAAAGAAGCUUAAGGGUGCUCUUGGGGGCAGUGGCUAGCCUUAAAUAUGUUUGUGAAUUGUUGUUAUUAUUUAGCUCAAUUAAUUCCUUGUGUUGUUUCAAUUUGUUACUUGCUCAGGUCUCUAGGUCAUUGAAUUGCUUGUAUCAAUAAUGUGGAGUACUAAAUUGUUUCACUUUGUUUUCCAUUUCUUUGUUCCAAAAUUAAAUGUCAAGGUUUGAGUGUAGCCAUGCUUUAAAGGGUUUGCCGAUGAUGUUGGAGAAUCUUAUCCAAAUCU
This is a messenger RNA of Abrus precatorius (Indian licorice), 990 nucleotides long. RefSeq names its product auxin-binding protein ABP20-like. Gene Ontology annotation, cellular component: cell wall. The record is from RefSeq and is a predicted model, not a curated record. The transcript has a single exon. Gene Ontology annotation, molecular function: manganese ion binding. Lineage: Eukaryota; Viridiplantae; Streptophyta; Magnoliopsida; Fabales; Fabaceae. The coding region runs from base 128 to 754 and encodes 208 amino acids.